Molecule: messenger RNA, 1921 nt
Organism: Phaeodactylum tricornutum CCAP 1055/1
Lineage: Eukaryota; Bacillariophyta; Bacillariophyceae; Surirellales; Neidiaceae
Exons: 4
Coding region: 82-1698 (538 amino acids)
Source: RefSeq, a predicted model, not a curated record
CGAACAUUGGUCUCGUUCAAAAACUCACACCUGUUUUACACACAGGUAUAUUCAUUCAUACAGCUAACUUGGGAUUCGAUAAUGAUGAAAAACACGAGUGCGUUGUUCGUGUGGUUGGUAUGGGGAGUGGGAAGGAGUCUCGCGGCGGAAAUUCCUGCGGAUACGGACGCGGAUUCGAAUUCCAGUAAACUCAUGAUCCACGUCCCUCACCGGCUUUACCAGGAAGGAGGAUACCGGCACCGGGAGGCGCUCUUUGGAAUUUCUCCCUACGGGGGAUCGAUUGUCCAGAAUGUCUACUACACAAACUCGGACCUUUGCGAAAUCGACGACAUGAGUGGAGGCUUUCCCGCACGAGAAAAGGAAGGUACUCGUAUGAAACCUUACCCGUCGCCCUUUUUGCUCAUGAUGGAUCGCGGACACUGCACCUUUGUGCAAAAGGUCCGCAACGCGCAACACAUGGGUGCUUCGGGCGUCUUGAUUGCCGACAACACCUGCAUCUGUUCCGACACAACCUGCACCGCCGCCAACCCCACCGCACCCUGUGAAAUGACCGAACCCAUCAUGGCGGACGACGGAUCCGGCGCCGACAUUUCCAUACCCAGCUUUUUGCUCUACAAAACCGACGCGGACAAAAUCAUUGCCGAAGUCAAGGAAAAUAGGCCCGUCCAAGCCGAAAUGGCCUGGUCUCUUCCCUCACCCGAUGAUCGCGUCGAGUACGACUUGUGGACGUCCCCUUCCGACGGAAUCUCCGCCGAAUUUAUUCGAGACUGGAAGGACGUCGCCAUCGCCCUUGGUGACAAGGCAUACUUUACCCCACACAUGUACCUUCACGACGGCGAAAAGUCCGGAUGCCACGCCCCCAACGGAGAUAAUUACUGCUUCACGCUCUGUACCAACGCGGGAAGAUAUUGCGCCACCGAUCCGGACGAUGAUUUGACCAAGGGCAUUUCCGGAGGUGACGUAGUACGGGAAAGUCUCCGUCGUAUCUGCAUCUGGAGUCAUUACGGUGCGGCCAACGGCAUCGGCCGAGAGUGGUGGGACUACGUCAACGAAUUCAACCAGCGAUGCAGCGCGGCCGACUACUUCGCCGACGAUGCCUGCAUCAAGGACGCCUACAAACACUCCAAAGUGAACGGCGACACCGUGGAAGAGUGCAUGAGCAAUAGCGGUGGUACCAAACAGGACGUGGUCAACACCAAACUCAAGACAGAAAUAGAUUUGCAAUAUCAGCAGGGUGUAGUCGUCAUCCCCACAGCCUACGUCAAUACGGCCGUCAUUCGCGGCGCGAUGCAGCCCUCCACCGUCUUUACCGCCAUUUGCGCCGGGUACUUGGCGGGCACGGCCCCGGCCAAGUGUACCCAGUGCAGUGCCUGUCCCGAUCCCGUCGGCUGCAUCCGCACCGGCAAGUGUACCUCGGAAUCUCCCGCUUACGCAUCCACGGACUCGGGAGUCUCAACCCACACCUUUGCCACCUCCAUGCUUUUUGUCGUGGCACUCUUUAGCGGGCUCGGCGUAUGGCAAUAUAAACGCAGUCGCGAGGAAAUGCGGGACCAAGUCCGCGGAAUUCUCGCCGAAUACAUGCCUUUGGAAGAUCAGGAUCAGAUGAACGGCAAGGGUGACGACAAUGGUAGUAGUGGCAUGAUGAGUAAUCCCAUGGGCUUUGCACAGGGCGGUUCUGGCAUGUCGCUCAUUUCGUAGAAAGGAAUGCAUCUCGUACCCAAACAUCGCCUGCGAUACGAACCACGAUCCCUUUUUUACACACUUCACUGCAUAAAUGUUUUAUUUUACGAUAUCACUGUGACUCGCUCACGUAGGAAGACGGGUAUGCAAGAAAUUGAAGGAUUCAGCUGUGUGUAGCAUCGGGUUCAUAGCCUUGUGCCGACGCUCGUUUUCUUGUUUUGUAAGAAGCACAUUAUUUACA